GCCGCCGCCGCCGCCGCCGCCAUGGGGAAGCGACAGCACCAGAAGGACAAGAUGUACAUUACCUGUGCUGAAUACACUCACUUCUAUGGUGGCAAGAAACCAGAUAUCGCACAAACAGAUUUUCGUCGUCUACCUUUUGACCACUGCAGUCUCUCUCUACAGCCCUUUGUCUACCCGGUCUGCACCCCCGAAGGCGUCGUCUUUGACUUGCUGAAUAUUGUCCCUUGGCUUAAGAAGUAUGGCACGAACCCCAGCAACGGAGAGAAACUGGACGGGAGGUCCCUGAUCAAGCUGAACUUUGCAAAGAACAGUGAAGGGAAGUACCACUGCCCUGUGCUGUUCACCGUCUUCACCAACAACAGCCACAUCGUGGCCAUCAGGACCACUGGCAACGUCUACGCCCACGAGGCGGUGGAGCAGCUAAACAUCAAGGCCAAGAACUUCCGAGACCUGCUGACCGACGAGCCCUUCUCCCGGCAGGACAUCAUCACCCUACAGGACCCCACCAGUUUGGACAAAUUCAAUGUCUCCAACUUCUUUCAUGUUAAGAAUAACAUGAAAAUAAUAGACCCAGAUGAAGAAAAGGCCAAGCAGGACCCAUCUUAUUAUUUGAAAAACACGAACACGGAGACCCGAGAGACGCUGCAGGAGCUCUACAAGGAGUUCAAAGGGGACGAGAUGCUGGCGGCCACCAUGAAGGUCCCCGAGAAGACAAAGGUGGACAGGCUGAACGCUGCCCACUAUUCCACCGGGAAGGUCAGCGCCUCCUUCACCUCCACUGCCAUGGUUCCCGAGACCACGCAUGAAGCAGCCGCCAUUGAUGAGGACGUGCUGCGCUACCAGUUCGUGAAGAAGAAGGGCUACGUGCGGCUGCACACCAACUUGGGUGACCUCAACCUGGAGCUGCACUGCGACCUGACGCCAAAAACCUGUGAGAACUUCAUCAAGCUUUGUAAGAAGCAGUACUACGAUGGCACCCUCUUCCACAGGUCCAUCCGAAACUUCGUGAUACAGGGGGGUGACCCCACGGGCACAGGCACAGGGGGGGAGUCGUACUGGGGAAAGCCCUUCCGAGACGAGUUCCGGCCCAACCUCUCGCACACGGGCCGCGGCGUCCUCAGCAUGGCCAACUCGGGGCCCAACACCAACAAGUCUCAGUUCUUCAUCACCUUCCGCUCCUGCGCGUACCUGGACAGGAAGCACACCAUCUUCGGGCGGGUUGUUGGAGGCUUUGACACACUGACGGCCAUGGAGAACGUGGAGAGUGACCCCAAAACUGACCGCCCUAAGGAGGAGAUUCGCAUGGACUCCACCACAGUGUUUGUGGACCCCUACGAGGAAGCCGAUGCCAAGAUCGCUGAGGAGCGGAAGAAGACGCGGCUGGAGGCAGCGGCCCUGGAGAGCACAGCCAAGACCAGCCAGCCCCAGCAGGGGAGCCAGGGCCCCCAGACGUACCGCCGGGGAGUGGGCAAGUACAUCAGCCCGGUGGUCACGAAACGGGUAGCAGAGGAAGAACCCUCCACCAGUGCAGCUGUCCCCGUGGCCAAGAAAAAGCCCAGCCGAGGUUUUGGGGACUUCAGCUCGUGGUAGCAGGCUGGCCGCUCUGGAUUCUGGACGGCCUGGCCCUGUCUCCACGUCUGCUCCUCUGCCUCAGUCAGGAGGGCAAAGCCAGCUGGCUCCCGCUGUUCCUGGCAAAGGGCGAGCAGAGGUCCUGGGAGCUGGUGUCUGUCGUCCCCCCAGCCCCUGCCAACUCCUCUCCAGCCUCAGGGCCUGGCCUUGUGCUCACACACGACCUGGGGACCUGCUCGGUGGUGUCUCUUCCUACUGAAGAUCUUCAAAGCCUACCCUUUCUGCGCCCUCCAUCCCACAGUCCUCCUGACUGUGAUGAUGCUCCCUCGGCUUCCAGAAGCUCCCGUGGAAGCUGAGGGACAGCUGCCUCCUCCCAGGACCCGUCUACUCCCUCUGCAAGGCCAACAGGGCCAUCACUGCCCUCCCCUACUCUCAGCACUUGUGUUCUCGGGUCAGCAAGGCCACCACCCCCUUGGGCUCUGGUCCCGUUUCUCUCCUUUCCUGCCUCACCCGAAACCUCACGUCAGUGAGUGCCAACAGCUCUUACUUCUAGAAGGUACUGUGGCUCUUUCCGCGUCUCUGCUUCUGAGCCCUGGGCCUGUCUCACCUGCCUCCUCUGAGCCUCGUGUGCAGGUCCCCAUGGAUGGCGGCGCCUUCCCUGCACACGGACCCACCGUGCAGCCCGUCCUCCGAGGCCCCUGCCCAUGACCAUCAGCUGGGACCUGGGCUCGACGGUGACCUUUCCACUCCCCCGAUGCCUUGGGCCAGGCUGCUGUCCCUCACGUCUUCCCAACCCUCUCUCCAUUAAGGGGCUUACACGCCCAUGCUGUCUCCGGGAGCUGGGGUCACGGGGAUGAGGUGGCCAGGCCUGGUGACGGCCAGCCUAAGUGCUCUUGUGGGCCACACGGGGACGCUUGCCUAGGGCGCCUGGACCCCCAGAUUGGGGGCUCCGCCCUCAGCAGCUCCUUGGCUACCCCAUCAGGUCGCGAGACCUGUGAUGCUGCUAACUAGGAGACAUUGGAUGUUGGAAGCUUUAUUUUUAAACCUCACACAGACAGAGGACGGAGAGCCGGACGUGGGGCCAGAGGAAGCCUGUGCAUAUGAGCUUGGCAGUCCUGCUUGAGGGGCAAACCUUCGGGCUGGCCUGGGCUUCUGUCCAUCCGUCUGUCUUGCAGCCAUGCCCAACUGCCCUGAGGGAAGGCCGGCCACCCUGGGCUGCAGCCCCGCGGCGCCACCCACAGUGAAGGACAGGCCUGCCCAGAGCCUUAGACAAAUGAGGGUUUACAUUUCUGUAGGUCGUUUUGAGCUUAAAUUGUAGUUUUCUAGACAUUAAAAACAUUCAGAUUUUGUUAAUUCCCUGGUGAGAUUAUCAGGUAAAUUAAAGAACUUUUUAAACAAC
Messenger RNA from Delphinapterus leucas (beluga whale), 2968 nucleotides. It is a transcript of the gene PPIL2, whose product is annotated as peptidylprolyl isomerase like 2. The record is from RefSeq and is a predicted model, not a curated record. Gene Ontology annotation, molecular function: peptidyl-prolyl cis-trans isomerase activity; ubiquitin protein ligase activity. NCBI's taxonomy places the organism in Eukaryota, Metazoa, Chordata, Mammalia, Artiodactyla, Monodontidae. Gene Ontology annotation, cellular component: catalytic step 2 spliceosome. Gene Ontology annotation, biological process: protein peptidyl-prolyl isomerization; protein polyubiquitination; protein folding.